AUGUUCGAAGAAAAACAUAUCAAUGAACAAGCAUUUCGUGAUCUUUUCACUUUAGUAGGUCCUGUCUAUGGAUAUGGUUUACCACAAGUAGCUCUGGUUCGUAUUCAAGCUAUUCUUGAUUUCUAUGAUAGAUAUGCGCAUAUUGGUAAUCCGGAUAAUAUCACAGAUGUAGCAAAUUAUUUUAAAUCAUGUGCACCAAUCGAUGCUGAUUGUGCUCCAUCACUUCAAUUGAAAUUUUGGUCAAACGACAUUCAACCAUUUUUCGAACGAAUAAAACGAAAUCGUCCGAAUAUUUAUCAUUUAAUUAUGAAUAAAACAUCGAUGCAUGUCAUACCAAAAUGGUCAACAAAAACACCAGCAUGUGAUAGAGAACUAGAAUUUCGUUAUUCAUUUUCUGCUAUUGAAUUAAUACUUGCUCAACAACGGCAAAAGGUUCUACCAUCAUAUUUUAUCAAAACAACAGUACUAUGGAUGUGUGAAACAAUGGAUCUUUCUUCGGAUACUGAAGAAAUAUUAGCACAAAAAUGGCUUCAAUAUGCUAUCGAUCUAUUGGAGAAACAAGAUUGUUCACACCCUAUUAUUCCCAAUGUGAAAAUACUCGGACCGUAUUCUGCUGAUUCAAUACGAACUGCUCGAGAAAUUUUAUUAAAAGUAAAUAUAAACGAGAUCCACGAGAUAGAAAUGUUUUCUGCUACGGAUCAAGAAUUCUAUCGAAAUAAAUAUCAUGAGAAUAUUGCUAAUUUUCUGAGUCAAUUGAAAGCGAACGAUAUUAUUUGUGCUCUUCGUGAUUAUCAACAACUUCAACGACAAUGGAUUAGUUUAGACUCAUCACAAAUAAUUAUUGACAAUGAUGAAAUUGAUAUGAAUGAAACAUUGACUAUUCUCAAUACAUUACGUGGAUUAGACGAAGAUUAUGAAAAUUGGGGUGGGUGUGGUAUCAAUGAAACUAAUAUUACUACAUUUAAACGUUUAUUUUUUCAAAAACCAUUAAUCGACGAACUUGCAAAUUGUCUUCAUGAAAUAAUUACAUAUGGCAAAUACUUGAAUGAUCCUUUGCAUCUGCGUUCGGUUAGCUCCUUACUAAUAGCAUUGAAGAAAAUUCGAAAAUACCAUCUUACGACAAUUGAGUAUUCGCUAAUUACACCAAUACUUUUUGCUGCUACUGAAUGUUUGUGCUCAUCGUAUGCUGUUGACAUGAUCAAAAGUUUGGAACGAAAUUUCGUUCAAAAACUUGAUGAAGUUCAAAUGCUAUUUCUUCAUGCUAUACCAUUCUAUUUAAAAUGGUACUGGGAGAAUUGUGAUCCUGAAAAUUUUAUCAAAAUUUUACGAAUGUUAUUGAAUGAAUAUACGGUAUGGUUUACAAGUUGUCAACCAGAUUCCUAUGUUCAACGUUCUUCUGAGAUCGAUAGUAUGAUCCGUAAUCUAAAUUAUAUUCUCAUUCGUCCAACUGAAUUUGAUAGUCUGAACAUUUUUAGUGAAGAAUUUUAUCAUGACUAUUGUAAAUUAGUUUGGCAUUGGUCAUCAAUUUUGUCAUCAAUCUUAGCAUGCUCUUCCUGCAUAACGAAUGUCAAAUCAGCAGCACGAACUAGUGUUCAAACAUUCUAUAAUUUCACAUUACAUUCAAAUGUACUCAAUUUUAUGAAAACUAUACCAAGUUUGAUUUCAAUGCUUCUGAAAGUAACUGAUCUUGAUCAUGAUGAAAUGCAACUUAAUGCAUAUCGUUGUUUGGGCAAAAUUAUGAUCGAAGCAGAUAUUAAAACUAUGACGAAGCCGAGUAAAAUUGCGGCCGUACACAUUGAAUUUCUGAAAGAUACUAUUAAUGAUUGGAAACAAUCAGAACGAUUUUAUAGUCUAUUGGAAAGUUUGAAAAGUUUUGUUCAACACGAUCAAGUUAAAAUUGAACUGAUAAAACAAGAAGUUCUUCCUCUCCUAGUAACGUGUUUCUUAGAAAAUCCAUCUGAGUCAAUCAAAGUACAGCUAGUAGCUCUUGAGAUUCUUUUUGCUCUCUCAUUUCAUGAAUUGGCUUGUUCGUUUCUAAAACAAAAUGAAAAUUUCAUGAAUCGCAUUCGAAUCUUUUCAAGCAAAACGUAUUCAAAUCAAUUACGUUUACAACGAGCUGCCGAAGGACUUCUUUGGAAAUUAGAAAAAGAAGGCGAAGCUGUUGCUAAACCAACUACUUUGACUUCAUACAAAUACGAUGUCAUGAUAAGUUAUUCCCAUAAAGAUAAAGAAAUAUGUCUUCGAAUUCAUCAACAAUUAAUCAACGAUGGAUUUCAUGUUUGGCUUGACAAAGAUUGUUUGCGUGGGCCUACCAUGGUUGGUAUAGCGAAUGCCAUCGAAAAUUCUCUUUAUGUAAUGAUAUGCAUGUCAAAUACAUACAAACAAAGUGUUUAUUGUCAAUCGGAAGCUCAUUAUGCAUUCGAACGAGGUUGCCGUCUUAUUCCGAUCAUUGUUGAAUCGAAUUAUAAGCCUGACGGAUGGCUUGGUAUCAUUGUCAGUGGCAAGAUCUAUGUUGACUUUAUCGUAGAUGAAUUUAACCUGGCUUAUGAAAAAUUGAAGAAUGAAAUUAGUGAACAACGAUGUCAAACUUUGAUUCAAUUGCAGAGAACAUCAGAAGAAAACAAUCAGAUCAAUAGAACUUCCAUGAUUCCAGAACAUGCUGUAUUAGAUUCUGAAUCGAUCAUGUAA
Rotaria sp. Silwood1 is the source of this 2688-nucleotide messenger RNA. The record is from the annotation of a GenBank genome assembly. Lineage: Eukaryota; Metazoa; Rotifera; Eurotatoria; Philodinida; Philodinidae.